CGCCGGACUCUAUUGAAGGCCGACAGAAGAUGCGGGAGAAAUGGUUGCAUCAGGUGUUCGACGCGGCCGACAGCGACCAGAAGGGAAUGCUUGACGAAUGGGAGACAAUAGCGUUGAUGAAGAAGUUAAACGAUAAGCUCUGUAUCAGAAGUUUGAAGCAAAAGAUAAUGGAGUUUGAGUUCGGAAAGGAUGAGGAAGAGAGGGGAAGGAUCAGCAAAAAAGUGUUCAUUACGUUGUUUACAGAGACGGCUACCAGACCUGACAUUUACUUUAUUCUCGUCCGGUAUUGUGGGAGAGAUUAUAUGACUGUUGAAGACCUGCAACUGUUUCUGGAGGGCGAACAGGGAGUGUGUGGUCUUAGUAUUGAGGAAUGUCUGGAUCUCAUUACCAAAUACGAGCCCUCAGAAGAGGCCCGAAAUAAUAAACAGCUACUCAUCGAUGGCUUCACACAAUUUCUACUCUCAGAAGAAUGUGAUAUAAUGUCAGUUCAUCACAAAGAUAUCUGUCAUGACAUGUCUCAGCCAUUAUCGCAUUAUUUCAUCUCAACCUCUCAUAACACUUAUCUACUCGAAGACCAACUAAAAGGACCGUCAAGUGCUGAAGGAUAUGCCAGAGCUCUACUCCAAGAUAUGCGAUCCUAUUAUGAAAGGGUGUUCGACGCGGCCGACAGCGACCAGAAGGGAAUGCUUGACGAAUGGGAGACAAUAGCGUUGAUGAAGAAGUUAAACGAUAAGCUCUGUAUCAGAAGUUUGAAGCAAAAGAUAAUGGAGUUUGAGUUCGGAAAGGAUGAAGAAGAGAGGGGAAGGAUCAGCAAAAAAGUGUUCAUUACGUUGUUUACAGAGACGGCGACCAGACCUGACAUUUAUUUUAUUCUUGUCCGGUAUUGUGGGAGAGAUUAUAUGACUGUUGAAGACCUGCAACUGUUUCUGGAGGGCGAACAGGGAGUGUGUGGUCUUAGUAUUGAGGAAUGUCUGGAUCUCAUUACCAAAUACGAGCCCUCAGAAGAGGCCCGAACUAAUAAACAGCUACUCAUCGAUGGCUUCACACAAUUUCUACUCUCAGAAGAAUGUGAUAUAAUGUCAGUUCAUCACAAAGAUAUCUGUCAUGACAUGUCUCAGCCAUUAUCGCAUUAUUUCAUCUCAACCUCUCAUAACACUUAUCUACUCGAAGACCAACUAAAAGGACCGUCAAGUGCUGAAGGAUAUGCCAGAGCUCUACUCCAAGGGUGUCGUUGUGUGAAAGUGGACUGUUAUGAUGGAAAUGACGGUCCGGUUGUAUACCACGGAAAUACACUCACUUCUAAAGUAGCUCUGGAGGACGUUCUCGAGACCAUUCACGCCAACGCUUUUGUCGUCUCC
Messenger RNA from Medioppia subpectinata, 1358 nucleotides. The record is from the annotation of a GenBank genome assembly. NCBI's taxonomy places the organism in Eukaryota, Metazoa, Arthropoda, Arachnida, Sarcoptiformes, Oppiidae.